Molecule: messenger RNA, 1702 nt
Organism: Amaranthus tricolor (Joseph's coat)
Lineage: Eukaryota; Viridiplantae; Streptophyta; Magnoliopsida; Caryophyllales; Amaranthaceae
Product: probable protein phosphatase 2C 27
Exons: 4
Coding region: 393-1499 (368 amino acids)
Biological process (GO): protein dephosphorylation
Molecular function (GO): protein serine/threonine phosphatase activity; cation binding
Source: RefSeq, a predicted model, not a curated record
UAUGCAUUAAAACGAAUCUAACAAGAUCUUACAUGGAUAUAUUUUAUUAUUUAUAUAUGUGUUAAAAAUCUUAAUUAAAUUUUCUCUCUCUAAAAUACAAUAUUUUAAAUGGAAAGAACAUUAAACAACAAGUACAAUAAUAAAUUUUUUUCAUGGAAAAAGAUCUGGUAUUAUAUGCCGAGAAUUUUCUGUGCUUAGCUAUAAGGAGUAGAAUAGCUACCCAUAAAUAAUUGCACAUGUUCUCUAUCCUCUCUCUUCUAUGUAAUUCUAGGUCGUUUUCUUUUGGCAUGAGCUCAUAAACGCACACAACUUGCACGGGAGCAGCUGGAGCUGUACCAAUAUUAUACUACUACACCAACGCUGCCUGCUGCCUGCCUGUCAUACACUAUAUAAUGUUUUUGCAACACUUACUGUCAACUGAUGAACAUUUGCCAAACUCUUCUACUCUUUCUCUUCAUAAUAAUCAAUUUACAACUACUUUCUUGAAUGCCCAUAUGGAUAAUUCUUCUAAUCCAUCUCCUCUAGAAAGCAUUUGUGAAGAAAAAACAGUCGCUUUAGAUAAGAAUACAAAUUUGUCACUUGAAUUCCUUCCUGUCGUUCGAUCAGGAGGGUGGUCUGAUAUUGGAGGGCGUGAUUACAUGGAAGAUACGCAUGUGUGUAUUUCUGAUUUAGCUAAGAAGUUCGGCUGUGAUAUACUUGACGAGGAAGCUGUGUCUUUCUACGGGGUAUUUGAUGGUCAUGGAGGAAAGGCUGCUGCCCAAUUCGUCCGAGACCAUCUCCCAAGAGUCAUAGUGGAGGAUGCCGACUUCCCAUUAGAGCUUGAGAAAGUAGUGAUGAGGUCAUUCAUCAAGACUGAUACUGCAUUUGCUCAUUCAUGCUCUGUUGGAUCUUCUGUAUCUUCUGGAACCACUGCCCUCACUGCAAUGAUCUUUGGAAGAUCUUUACUUGUAGCAAAUGCUGGAGAUAGCCGAGCAAUUCUUUGUCGACGUGGAUUGGCUUUGGAGAUGUCUAAAGAUCACAGACCAUGCUGCGGAAAUGAAAGGACUAGAGUAGAAUCGUUGGGAGGUUAUGUUGAAGACGGAUAUCUAAAUGGACAGUUAGGAGUAACACGGGCUCUUGGAGAUUGGCAUCUCGAGGGGAUGAAGCACACUGAUAGAAAGAGCGGACCUUUGAGUGCAGAACCCGAACUGAAACUUAUUACAUUAACAAAAGAAGACGAGUUUUUGAUCAUCGGUUGUGAUGGAAUAUGGGAUGUGUUUAGUAACCAAAAUGCGGUGGACUUUGUUCGAAGACGACUUCAAAAGCACAAUGACGUGAAGUUAUGCUGCAAAGAGCUAGUAGAGGAAGCCAUUAAGCGGGAUGCAAUGGAUAAUUUGACAGUGGUUAUCAUAAGUUUUCACUUGGAUCCACCUCCAGCAGUUGUGCCUCAAAAGAUGAAGGUGAGACGGAGCAUUUCGGCUGAGGGGCUUCAAAACCUCAAACUUCAUCUGGAAGGUUAAGAGACAUAAAGUUACAAAUUUACAAAACAUAAUAAUCACCAAAAACAACUAAUUUAUUGAGCUAUUCACAGCUUGUGUAAUGUGUGUACAUAAUUAAUUAUUCUUGAAACUAAGUUAGCAGAGUACUACACCAGAACAGUGAUAUUCAUUUGUCAAUUGGUUCAUGAAUUAUCUGUCUGGACAUAAUUGUCACAGCUACAACU